This is a messenger RNA of Hyla sarda, 380 nucleotides long. Its product is annotated as spindle assembly abnormal protein 6 homolog. Gene Ontology annotation, biological process: centriole replication. Gene Ontology annotation, cellular component: centrosome; centriole. Lineage: Eukaryota; Metazoa; Chordata; Amphibia; Anura; Hylidae. The record is from RefSeq and is a predicted model, not a curated record.
GCGAGAAAGGCUCCGGCCUGAGUCCGGUACAGAGAGGGGAAGACACCGGGGCGGGCGGGAGGAUGGAUCCGGUGCAGGAGCUGCUCAGCCGGGAGGUGAAGGUUCUGCUGCGGGGACAGGACUGCACCGAGAGGAGGCAGACUGUCCGGAUAUGCAUUGAGCAGCGCACAGCGUCAUCGCCCGUCCAUAAGAAGGACUUGGUGGUCCGGAUGACAGACGACACCGAUCCGUUCUUUCUUUACAACCUGGUGAUCUGAGAAGAUUUCCAGAAUCUGAAGCUUCAGCAGGGCCUCCUGGUCGAUUUUUCGGCUUUCCCACAGAAGUUUAUAGAUCUGCUCUAUCAGUGCCUCAAUGAGGAAAACAAAGAGGUGCCCCGGUAA